Molecule: messenger RNA, 3232 nt
Organism: Osmia bicornis bicornis
Lineage: Eukaryota; Metazoa; Arthropoda; Insecta; Hymenoptera; Megachilidae
Product: dexamethasone-induced Ras-related protein 1
Exons: 6
Coding region: 437-1252 (271 amino acids)
Molecular function (GO): GTPase activity; GTP binding
Source: RefSeq, a predicted model, not a curated record
UUACGUGUAUGAACCUUGUGAAUCGCGAAGUGUCUCGCGAGAGAAGAGAGAAGAGGAAACAGAGGAUUCGAGAGGAAAGGAACGAGGUGUAUUCAACGAGGACCUGAACGGGUCCUUAAAGCCAAGGAUCGUGCAUGUCUCAGAUCCUGCCUCUCAGCUUUUCACCUUGCAAAGCUCUGCCUACGUCCCUGAGCUGGAGGCGUGCGGCCGACUCCUGUGCUGCGUGCAGAGGCUGUACAGAAGCGGAAGUGCAGUGGAAGAGGCCGAGCAACGUGUCAAUCGAGGUCGAAGAGGGGCACAGGCGGGCCCCGAGCUGGAGGGGCCGUCAGGCUCGGAGGAUGGCAUCCUCCCUAUACCAGUCAGCCCGAGUCCUGCAUCCACAUCUUCGCAGGAGGAUGCGUGCAAACCGCCUCCAAGGAACUGUUAUCGCCUCGUCAUGCUUGGUAGCGCGAGAGUUGGCAAAACUGCCAUUGUAGCACGAUUUCUGUCCAACAAAUUCGAGGAAAGUUACACACCGACGAUCGAGGACUUCCAUCGAAAGCUCUACAGGAUUAGAGGUGAGGUCCAUCAGCUUGAUCUUCUGGACACGAGCGGAAACCAUCCGUUUCCCGCCAUGCGACGAUUAUCCUUCCUAACGGGCGAUCUGUUCGUGGUGGUGUUCAGUUUGGACUGUCGGGAAUCCUUCGAAGAGGCCAUCAGACUGCGGGAAUCGAUCCUGGAGACUAAAGUUAGCGCAACUCAGAGCGCCACGAAGAGCAGAAGCAAGAGUCACUUCAAUUUGAAGGUUCCCAUGGUCAUCGUUGGGAAUAAAUGUGAUAAGGAUGUAAAAACAGUUACGGUGGAAGAAGCGGAAGAAUAUUGCAAUAGGCAGGAUGACUGUUGCGUUUUCGUGGAGGCCUCCGCGAAAAGGAACUACCACGUGGAGGAGCUCUUUUACCAACUUUUCAUAGUUGCGGGCUUACCUCUCGAAAUGGCACCGAAUCAUCAUAGAAAGGUCCCUCUCACUUUUGGUUCUCCCACCAUGUUACCGCCGUCACAGCCAAGGCACAAAGCGACCCUUAGUAUAAAGCGUCGGUUGAGCGACGCCUGCGGCGUCGUGGCGCCCAAUGUCCGUCGACCCAGCAUAAGAACGGACCUGAUGAUCAUGAGGACGAAAACGUGUUCCCUGGCUGCGGGGAAUGAGAACAAUGCACCAGGAUCGAGGAUCACUCUGAGAUCAUCCGAUGCCAGAAAGACGUGCUCGAUUCAGUGAUAUAACCACCAGUUUUCUCUAUAAUCGUACUCGAAACGAUGGGAAAUCGGCUUCGAUGACGAUCUUCGCCCAGCGAUUACGCGUCGGCUGCAAACACAAAAACAUUGCGUUUUUGUUGGUAUGAAACAAAGGAAAAAAAUGAUAUUUGUAUUUGAAUAAAAAGAACUCAUGUAUACGUACAGGAUGGUUCAGAAUUGGUGCGAGAAACUUUGAUGAAUUAUUAGAAAUCAAAUCUUAUUUCAUUUCCUGAAUAAUAAAGUACAGAAAAUGGACAUUGUUUUUAGUUAAUAAUACAUCAAAAUUUGUUGCACGACAUCUGAAUCACUCUGUACAUAAACAUCACCUUUUCUGAAGCGGCUGAGGAUCAAUCACCAUCAGGCACAAGAACGUGUUUUUGUUUGGUUUGAACAAAGGAGAAAGAAGAAAUUUGUAUUUAAAUAUAAAAAAAAAUAUAUAUAUAUAAAUAUCGCCUUUUCUAUGCGGCAUUUAAUUAUGAAGGAACAGCGAACUGUACAGUGAUAAUGAACGUUAAACGAAGAGGAUCGUUAAAGGACAAGUAUAUAUCGUGUUUUUGCGGAAGUGGCAUAGGACGCGAGGGGUCGUAAGCGAGGAUCGUCGCAAGAAAAAAAGAGAAUGAAACAUUUAAAAACCGACCACGCUGCUCGCCUUAAUUAAUUAAAGGAAUAGCUGUAGCAUCGCGUCACGGAAGUAACAUAUAUUAUUAAAGUAAGAUGUAAUCGGGGAUCGGUUGUCGGAUUAAUUAACCGAUGACGAUCGAAGCGGAAGAGUUUGUCGUAAUUAUGAUCGAAAUGAGGGAAUGACCCGUUUCCCUGAUCAUUUCCGGAGCUUUCGAGAAUAUUUUUCAGAAUAACCGACCAUUCAUAAUUUGAAGUUAUACAGGAUGGUUCUAAAUUAAAUCUAACUUUAUCCAGAUAAGCUUGCAAUAAAUGUGUUAAUUUGAAACGUCCUGUACCUCGUUUUUCGUAAUCAAACUUCAACAUUGAAAGAACUAUUCAGAUUUGAUUGAACAAUUUGGUUUACUGUUUCAAGUGAAUAAUUUAUCGAGUUGGGUGUAUUGUGAUUGUGAUUGUUGAAAUGGUCGGCUGAUCGUGAAACUUGGAUUCUAUUUAAGCAUGAUUGUCAAGCGAACGCGAACCAAAUACCGUAUACGUGUAUAUAGUUACUUUAUUCGUAUGAAAUGAAAUAACACACCAUUCAUUCAACCAUGUACACUCGCAAUCAAAUCAGGUUUCCCUACGGAAAAUAGAAGAACCAGGAAUUCUUUACAUUUUACUUUUGACGAUACUGAUAUUAAUAUUAAAAGUAAUUUGAGAAAAUUAUAUAAUUUUUAAUUAUUAUGUAUUACAAAAUUUAAUAUAUAAAAUAUAAAUAUAAAUAAUGAGCAGGGAAGCCUGACUUGAUCGCGAGUGUACGAGCAUUUGAUGCGUUCGUUAUUCGUGAAGUUUCGAAUCACUUUGGGUAUCGAAUUUAAAACGUUUCAAGAAUUAUUCGUUUUUUCCAUUCGUGCAAAUUAGAGUAUUGAUUUGAAACUUUACUAACAUGCUAGAAAACUAAAAUUAAAGUCACCCUGUUUCUUUCCAUUAUCCUAUGUUUUUAGAAUUCUCCCACGAUACUGAAAUUUUCAGAGCUGGAUAAACUCUAAGCUUCUAAUCACUAAAGUUACAGUUCAUUCAUUUAUUAUUCAUUUCACAGUAUUUCACAGUACAUGUGCUCUUCAGAAGUAAAUAAUUACUGUAAAAAUCAAAAUGCAUAAGAGAAACGCAUCAUUUUGUGAAACUCACCCCUAGUUUUCGGACCAAAGAACCAUUCCGUUUUCUUGUAAUAAACGCAUAAAUGAUACCAAAAAUAACGUGUGUAAAUCUUUCUUGAAACAGUCUGUAUAAAGAGAACUUUCAUUAUCGAAUGAAAGUUAAUAUCAUCUGGUUUUCCAUUUGGUUAAAACAAAAUUAACGCUUCUUU